AUGUGGAAUUUCUCCUCUGUCGUUCAACUCUCACUCGUUCGUUGCGCUCACCUAAGAGAUAAAUCAUUUAACUGGACGGUACAACCUGCCAAUCCAACAUUGGUAACAAAAGGAGUGGACUUGUCACUCACAUGGAAGUUCACUCUUACUGCUGAUGAACAGACUAAGAGUCAGACAUUUCAUUUUAUUAGAUGGACAAAGUUUAAUGAGGCAAGUUCAAAUUAUGAUCUGAUUGGCGGAACAGCCUUCUUAAAAGCUACUGGGUCUCGUAGUUUUGCUAAACCUAGCGCCCCACAUAUUAAGAUUGACCGUAAUGAUCAAGCCACGUUACUCAUCAAUAACGUCAGGACAGAAGAUGAAGGAACAUACAAGAUUGAGUACGGUGUAGAAAUCAAUGGGACUCUUCUUGCUAAUCAUGAAGUAAAUGUUACAGUUUUAGAACACCCUGAGAUUAUAAAUGCGAGCAACGACCAAGAUGUUUGUGAGGGCUCUAUGGUUACUUUGGGUUGUCAUGCAACUGGUAAACCAGCACCGAAUAUCACCUGGACAAGAAUGUGGGAAAAUGGCACCGACAGUGAUGAACUGCCUUCUGUAGAUGGGAAUUAUGUCAUUAGUAAUGCCAGCAAAAGUUCCAAUGGCACGUACCGGUGUAAAGCUUUUAAUGGAGUUGGGGAUACUGCUAAUCAGACAGUGGAGGUGAUUGUGAAGUAUCAACCCUCAAAUGUCAGCUUGAAGACAAAUGCAAAAAACAAAGUUUGUGCAGGAACUCCUGUGAGCUUUGAAUGCAGUGCUGUUGCCAACCCACUAGUCCACACUUAUUUGUCGUACGAGAAUAAUGUCAUUGUUUCAAAUAUGGGAAAUUUAGGAACCGUGGUUAGGGAAAUGGAAAAUGCUGGCGAGUAUGCCUUCAGGUGUGAGGCUAAUAAUUCUAUUCAACGACUUUCAAGAAGUAGGAAUAUUAUAUGGACUGUUACUGAACCGCCAUCUGUUCAACUCGAAGAAAGGAAAGUUGCAAAGGAAGGUGAAAAUAUCUCAGUGUACUGCAAUGCGUCUGGUGUUCCACCUCCGACUGUUUCUUGGAGAAAAUUGAGAAUUAAUGGUGACAUCACCAAUGGACAUUCUUUGAACAUCAAUAAUAUAAGCAGGUGUCAGGGUGGAGAGUACAUAUGCACUGCAACUAACAUUUGUGGAACUGCAUCUACAACAAUUGACAUCGAAGUGCAGUACGGUCCAUAUGUAGUAGGCAGUAUACGGCACGUUGUCAAAGAAGGUCAUUGUGCAACUCUUUUCUGUCCAGUACUUGGAAAACCAGCACCUGACAUUACCUGGUACAAAGGAAAUGAAACAGAUGCUAUAAUGAGCGCUAAAAGCACUCUUGAAUUUCAUUUGACUUCCAUGGACGUUAAUGGAUGGUAUACUUGCUUUGCAAAAAAUUCUAUGGGGAACGUAACUACCAGCGUUUUACAGGAGAUUGACUUACAACCCAUACCAAAAGCUGCCGUAAAACGGCAGACUCCCAAAUCAGUGGAAAGUACACCCACCACGCCAUCAGCAACAACGCGUACAGUUCCCAACAAGGGCCAGUGUCCACGUGAUGACGCCAUUCUAAAAGCCAUAAUCGGGUCACUUGUUUUCAUAAUCAUUGUUUUAACUGUUUGUAUCGUUUGGCUAUAUAGAAAAGGUAUAGUAAGUUGUUUAUUUGGUUUUUUCUGUGCGUGUUUGCGGAUUAAAUAUCAUUACGUAUUCUUAAAUAUUAAUCCUUGUAUCUCAUUGUUUAUAGGCACCACAACAAACCAAAGAAGACUUGAACAUAAAAGCAGUGUCUACGACAAUGAAAUGGCAAUGAAAAAUAUCGAGCAAAGUCUCGCUAAUUCAAGCACAUUCAAUCAGCCCGGGGCAGAAUACAUGGAUCUGAAAGAAACAAGCGCAGACAAAAUAAAAUCACAAAGUGCCGAUCAAGGUGCAGAUUACGCGGCUCUUGAUCCGUCAACACGUUCCUGGGAAGUAGAAAGGGAUCACGUGGCUAUAGAAAAAAUAGUAGGCAAAGGUGCUUUUGGUCAGGUUGCGAAGGGAACGGUCACGGAACUUCGAGGGAGGCCUGGAACUACUAUAGCAGCCAAAAAAAUGCUCAAAGGUAAAUUCUAA
Molecule: messenger RNA, 2145 nt
Organism: Stylophora pistillata
Lineage: Eukaryota; Metazoa; Cnidaria; Anthozoa; Scleractinia; Pocilloporidae
Product: proto-oncogene tyrosine-protein kinase receptor Ret
Biological process (GO): multicellular organism development; positive regulation of kinase activity; protein phosphorylation
Cellular component (GO): signaling receptor complex; plasma membrane
Molecular function (GO): transmembrane receptor protein tyrosine kinase activity; ATP binding
Source: RefSeq, a predicted model, not a curated record